CAAAUAUUAAGAAAAAUAAUUUAGAAGUUUUUAUCUAUAUCUAUCUCUUAAAUUUGAUUUUACCACCAUUCACAAAAUUUAACUCCAAAACCGAACUCGUCCACUAGAACACGCCUGCAUCUACUUGUACGACUGUACGAGCACAGAGAAUGGCUGCACUGAAUUGCUACCUGUCGGUGACCGCCGUUACUACACCCAUAUCUCAGCCAGCGCUAGAGCAAAAGCAGCCUAAGAUUAUACUGCCUAAGAAGUCGGAGAAAUUGCCCCCGUCCACCACCACCACCACCAAGCGCAGGAAGUUCUGGGGCGUCGAUGAGGACCCUCUCACAUCUGAUGAUUUCAUAUGGAACAAAGAAUUCAUGGGCCAUAUGAAGAACUUCAUUCAGGACCCUUCUGAAAAUGGUUGUAAUGCUCCUGCUAUUGGUUCAAAGGAAGAUACAUCUGGAUUUCUAAGCAUAAAUCGUGUUUUGAACCUUGACAGCUUGGAAGUGGACUUGAGCAAGGAGCUGCUGACAUCACCUUCAAAAUCAUUGCUAGGAGAAAGAGCUCAGGAAACUCAAGAUUUGCAGAAUGGCAAUCACACGUACCACAGAUGGAGACCAACACCAACAAGUCAUGAGCAAGAGAAGUGGGGCAAAGCUACUAAGGCAGCAAUAGGCGGCAGUGAUGUGAUGCUCAGAGAAUUGAGGCGUCCAAAUGGGGACCCCAAAGUAAUGGCCGCUCAGUCUAUUGAGGAGUAUCUCAAGUUGAAAAACAAGCUGCAGCUGCUCACCCUAGGCGUUGGCAGUAUAGGUGUUCUUUCAGCAUAUGUAUCUUAUUCUCCUGAAAUUGCAGCAAGCUAUGGUGUCGGCUUGCUUGGUUCAUUGGCAUACAUGCGCAUGCUAGGGAACAGUGUGGAUUCAAUACAACCACAGGGACCUCGAGCCAUCAUUAAAGGAGCUAUAGGGCAGCCUAGACUAUUGGUUCCUCUUGUCUUGGUUAUGAUCUAUAACCGGUGGAACAGGAUUGUGGUCCCGGAAUAUGGACUUGUGCACCUUGAGUUGAUUCCAAUGCUGGUUGGAUUUUUCACGUACAAGAUGGCUACUUUCAUCCAAGCCAUUGAUGAUGUAAUGAGUGUUGGGAAGAAGACUCGUCAACUGUAACUGUUCUUUGCUUGGAUAAUAGCUAAUAAGACAUCAUUCCCUGCUACGGAGUAUUAAACAACACAACCUAAUUUUGCAACCCUAACUCAUUCUUCAUGGCAAGAUAACAAGCUCCCAGCGACUAUGUUGCUACGAUGAAGGUGUAAGGUAUUUUGUAUUUCUGUUUGUGUUGCUUCAAAUCUAUAGAACGAGGGAGAUGGGUUUUGAAGCUUAAACUACAGUACAUUAAUGGGGACGUUUAAAAGCAAUGGAGUGGAAAGAAACCAAUCAGCACAAGACAAUUGAUAAAGAAGAGUCAAAUGAGGAAGGGUUCUUCUGUCCACACUGAUCUGGCUGAACCACCCCUUUAAAUAUUUGGAAAGGGAAGAAAGCAACCAGCAUUGAACGAAGAUUUAAAUGUUGUAUUUAAAUACUUUUUGGCUUUUUGGAUGUUAUUAUAGCAGCCAGUUUUUUGGUAUAGUAGGUGGCAACAUUAACUUUGGUACUUGUGGGAUGAUGACCAAGUUAUUUCUUUGGAGUGUUAAAUUAGGGCUUGUGUGGCAUUUUGAAUUUUGUAACCUCAUUAAUAACUCAUAAUAUUACUUGUAAUGAUGCUAAGUAAUGAUAUUACUAAUUAUAUUUAAUAUUGAUUACUUUUCAAUUUUCUGUCAUAAC
Cuscuta europaea is the source of this 1796-nucleotide messenger RNA. The record is from the annotation of a GenBank genome assembly. NCBI's taxonomy places the organism in Eukaryota, Viridiplantae, Streptophyta, Magnoliopsida, Solanales, Convolvulaceae.